AUGAGACGGGCGACAAAUGCCCUGAAGCCCCCAGCGGCGGCCGGCCAGCUAUCUCGCAAGGCAGGGGAAUACGUUCUGACCAGUGACGCACCUCUCCAAGACCGGGUCAUUGGCAAUAUGGGAGACGCUGUUGGUUCGCUACCGGUAAUAAGCUCAGAGGUUCCUACCGCGCUGGUGACGACUGGAAACCCUGCCUCGUACGAGGGGUUCGGCCGGGCGAUUCCGCCGCCUGACGUCGCGUCGUCUGCGACAUGA
Anthostomella pinea is the source of this 255-nucleotide messenger RNA. Lineage: Eukaryota; Fungi; Ascomycota; Sordariomycetes; Xylariales; Xylariaceae. The record is from the annotation of a GenBank genome assembly.